AUGCCAGACCAGGCCACCGAUCGGACGGGCACCCAAUAUAUCAAGACAGAGAAUCGGACUGGCAACAAGGAUAUCGAGCCAAAAACAGAAAAUCAAACCCAGAUCAAACUCGAUCAAGGCCAGAUCAAACUCGAUCCCGAUGCAGAACCCCCGAUCUGUCCUACUGAGGGCGUCGAACAUCGAGAUCCGCCGGCAGAAGGACCCGCAGCGACCGUCCCACAGGCCCCACAGGAUGCCGAGGAUGAUGAGAUAUAUUACCAUUACAGUGGCGGUCUCUCAGCGGAAGAUCUUGAAGGAAACCUGGCCGUCCUCCCCGACAUCCCGAUCUCGACGACCGCGAAGGUCAGCAUCGAAGAUCUGCAGGUGGGAGACUCUGGAUCGGCCACACCGGAGGAGAUCGAGAGACUUCGGCAAAUAAUCUGGAAGAAACGACACCUACUGAUCGGAAAAGGGAACGCCUUACCCCCGGCGGUCAAGGGCGUCGUGUGCGACAUCGAUGUUGGAAACGCGAAACCGAUCGCACUGCGAACCCGGCAAGCGCCCACGCGAUUUCGGGAAAAUGUCGCAGGCCCGAUCAAGGGUCUACUGACAGCCGAGAGCAUCCGACCCUCGACAUCACCAUGGGCCUCACCGAUCGUGAUUGUUCGCAAGAGUAACGGGGUGGAUAUCAGAUUGUGCGUUGAUUACAAGCUGGUAAACAGCCUCACGAGGAUGAUGGUCUACCCUAUGCUCCUGAUCAGCGAUCUACUAGAAGAUCUGGAUAAAGCACUAUGCUACUGCUCUCGCAUGCCUUUUGGUCUUAAGAAUGCCCCACAGAUUUAUCAGCGCCUCGUAGACAACGCGCUGUAUGGAUUUUUGAAGAUCUCGCGAUCCGGUGACGCUGGGGCCACAACGGAUGUGUUCCAGACCGGGAUCGCGGAUGAUCCUGAUCGCGAGUCGGUCCUGGGUCGGAGGUCAUACAUCGACGACAUCAUGAUCGCAGCGGAAUCGUGGGACCAAAUGUACCGAAGAGUGGAGGAUCUGUUGGAGGCUUGUGAUAAGUGGAAUUUGUCGAUCAGUGUAGCCAAGAGGUGUUGGGGCAUGGAUAAGGAUAUCCGGGACAUCGAGUGUCGAUGGGAGGUUUGGAGGCAAGCCCGAAAGACCUGA
Messenger RNA from Phytophthora megakarya, 1146 nucleotides. NCBI's taxonomy places the organism in Eukaryota, Oomycota, Peronosporomycetes, Peronosporales, Peronosporaceae. The record is from the annotation of a GenBank genome assembly.